This is a messenger RNA of Paramecium octaurelia, 743 nucleotides long. The record is from the annotation of a GenBank genome assembly. Lineage: Eukaryota; Ciliophora; Oligohymenophorea; Peniculida; Parameciidae.
AUGCUAAUAUUUCCUUAAAAUGUUAAUAAAAAUUUAGAUGAGCGAUGCUCAUUAAGAAGAUUGUAGAUUGACAUGCAAGAUCAUAAGUUAAAUUAAUUGGAUGAUGAUACCUGUGAAAUUACGAUUAAAAUGGAUAAAGAUAAUAUUGUAUAAAUCGAGAUGAGACCCAAAAUUGGUCCCUAUAAAUUUAAACAUUACUUAGUAACUUAUUAUCUUAUUUUAGUUUUUGUUAGAUUUUAGAAAAAAUUAUCCAAUUCAACCUCCAAUUAUUACAAUUGGGUCUGAAACCUUGCAUCCGAAUAUAGACAGAAAGAAUUAAAAAUUUUAUUUAAGAAUAGUUGAAUAAUAGAAUUGGAAACCAAUAUAUGGGUAUAUUUUAAUAAUAGAGUAGAUUAUUUGAAAUCGUAGAAGAAAUGAAAUAGACAUUAAUUCAUGUGGAUUUCACAAAAAUAACUAAUGAAGCUACCUGUCUUAAGAUGGCAUAAUAGAUUCUAAACUAAAAUGAAUUAGAUGAUGAAUCUCAAAUUAAUAAUGAAUUUGAUAUUGAUUAAGAGACCGCUGAUUUCGAAAUUAGUAAAGCUUUCAAGAUUAAUUUUGAAAUUGUAGAUAACUCGUAAUAGAAAUUCUAAUUUUAAAAUGAUUCUUACAAUAUUUAUUAAAAAUUACCCGCAAUAAUUAAUUUAUAAAAAACUUCAAAGCAUAGGUAAAAUGAUAAUAUAUUUUUUAUAAAAAUAAAAAAUUGA